Molecule: messenger RNA, 1805 nt
Organism: Schistocerca americana (American grasshopper)
Lineage: Eukaryota; Metazoa; Arthropoda; Insecta; Orthoptera; Acrididae
Product: UDP-glycosyltransferase UGT5-like
Exons: 6
Coding region: 162-1739 (525 amino acids)
Molecular function (GO): UDP-glycosyltransferase activity
Source: RefSeq, a predicted model, not a curated record
CGGUCGCCUCCGCUUGGCACCGUUCGCGCACUGGUGGAGGUCGCGGUCACAGAGGAUUGGAAGCCUUCGCGAUCCGUGAGGCAGCGCCGGCCAGUGUGUGUGCGGAAGCCGGCCGGAGCGGACGCUGCUGGCAACUCCGUGUGUCGUCUCUAGCCGGGCAGAUGGGAGCAUCGCGGAGGGAGCAGAUGGCGGCCAUCGCGCUGUUGCUCCUGCUGAGCCUGCUAGAGGCUACACGUGCUGCGCACGUGCUGAUGGUGUUUCCCGUGGGCUCGCCCAGCCACUGGAAUCUGGGACGAGCUAUGGCCAAGGGUCUGCACGCACAAGGGCACCGCAUCACCGCCGUCACGCCCUUCCCUGGGCAAGGACCGCCAAAUAACUGGACAGAUGUCGCGCUACCCAACACCAUGUCUUUCUUUGGCCAUACAGCUGGCCUGUUUGACCUUGGCACCGCCAGUGAUUUUGCAGUACUCCUCAAGUUGCAGAAAUUCGGAACAUACUCCUGUGAAACUUUUCUGCAACAUGAGAACGUGAAGAAACUGUUUAGCUCCAACGAAAAGUACGAUGUCAUGAUCAUAGAAAUAUUCUUCUGUGAGUGCUUCCUGGCCCUGUCUCACAUAUUUAAGAUACCAGUGAUCCAGUUCGCCACUUUCUCUCCACCUGCGUGGAUGGGCGACGUCGUCGGCAAUCCAAGUCCGCCCGCCUACGUCCCCGAACCAUUCCUGGAAUACUCCGACCACAUGACUUUCUUCCAGCGGCUGCACAACACGGUGUUCAGCACUUACUGCAGGGUAGUUCGAAAUUUGUACUACAUGCCCAGCCAGGACGCCAUCGUAAGACGGUACGUGGAUGAUCCUACCUUACCCAGUCUGCUGGAGAUAGAGAGGAAGUCGUCGAUGGUGUUGGCGAACAGCCAUUUCAGUGUGCUGCACCCGAGGCCGCUCCUUCCAGCGAUGGUCGAGGUCGGAGGAAUGCAUGUCAGCCCUCCCAAGAAGCUGCCAGAGGAUCUCCAGAAAUUCUUGGACGGCGCGAAAGAUGGGGCAGUUGUAUUCAGCCUCGGCUCGAACCUGCGGAGCGCCGACCUGGGGGAAGACAAGAGGACGGCCAUACUGACUGCCUUCUCCAAGUUAAAGCAGCGCGUUAUCUGGAAAUGGGAGACAGAGACACUGCCUGGAAAACCGGACAACCUCAUGGUUAAGAAGUGGCUGCCACAGGCCGACAUUCUCGCACACAAGAACCUGAAGGUGUUCAUAACUCACGGCGGUUUGCUGAGCACAUUUGAAGCUGUGUAUCAUGGCGUUCCCGUGGUUGGGGUGCCGGUGUUUGGUGACCAGGAGCUGAACAUGAUCAGGGCGGAGGAGAAAGGCUACGCGCUGAGGCUCCAGUUCAACAACCUCACGGCGGAAUCCUUCUUCUGGGCCAUCACAGAAGUGCUCCACAACCCCAGCUACCGGAUGAAGGCGCAGCAGCUGUCGCGCCUGUUCCACGACAGACCCCGCACGCCGCUGCAGGAGGUGGUGUACUGGACGGAGUACGUGGUGCGCCACAAGGGAGCGCCACACAUGCGGUCGGCCGCGCUGGAGCUGUGCUGGUACCAGAGGCUGCUACUGGACGUGCUGGCGGCGGCGCUGGCCGCUGCCGCUGCAGUCCUCUGGGUCCUCAAGGUCGCCCUGCGGACUGUCCACAGGCUGAUUGUCGGCCGGGGGCCAGACAGCCCCAAGAAGAAACUCAAAAAGAAAUAGCAACACUUGUACCAAAUAAGAACAAAAUUCCUGAGGUUAUUUUUAAAUAUAUCGUUAUUUAUACAA